GUAUUUUGACAGCAAGAUACAAGAGAUCCGUGAAUAUAUAGUCUGCAUUGAUUUCUUCUCUUGAGACGUCUGUAAGAACCUGUUGCUCUGGGAAGAUGUGGAAACUUUUCGCGGAGGGUUCGACGGACAGCUUUAUCGUCGUGUUGAGUGGCGGUUUGUUAUUCAUGGUGCGACCCACAAUCAGGCCGGGGCUGGCCAGGGGAUGGUAAUGUGCUGACCCCCGGACCUCGGAGCCGUGGCAGGUGGAUAGCCAGGGAGAUAAGGCCCCGCAUAUUUCUGCCCGUCCGUAUGACCACCGGCAACAUUUCCCAUAUGUAUCGUUACAAUUUAGCCAAUAUCAACUACUGCCGCCGCGGAAUGGCCGACAGCAAGAGAGCGGUAGCCGCGGAAAGAUGACAAAUUAGAAUCGCAUCGCUAACCAAGAGAAGGGAGGGAGAGUUGAGUUAGUUACCCGGCAUUCCGUACUGUCCACCCAGCAUAGCAGAAGCCUCCACAAAGCACUGAGGUGGCAAAUCCCCCACAAGACAUCAGCAUUGCCAAAGUCUCCGUGGGGUGUGUCAGGUGAUGGCUUAGGCCAACCGGAAUAUUAGAACUGUGGAUGAGAGACUGUGGUUUGCUAUUGAAAUUAGCAAUGUGAUCCGUUUGAUGUGGUCUCCACACCACAAGUGAAUAGCCCUUCCCCUAAGGUUACAUUAUGCAGCUCAAUCACAGAGACCCGGGGCGCAUUAACUAUUCCCAGCCAGCUCCUAUGUCUCCGUAGGACGUCGGAGAACAAUCGGCACAUUUUGAUGCGCAUGAAAUAUUCAAAAUAUUCCCCCAAUAUAAAAGCCCCUGUCUAAGGUAUCACAAAGUUUACAUGAUCUCCGGACCGUUGAGUGGCACAUGCUACAGCCGCCCCGUGUGGAGGAAAGAUGUCCCUCCUCGCCGAGCCGGGCACUUUUGGCACUUUUGGAAAGUUCCCAGCGACCAAGGCCAUACGCUGCACGCUGCCCAACUGCCAGUGUGAGUGCUUCUCGCCGGGGAAGACUCAGCUGCGCACAUGUGAGACCUGCAAACACGGAUGGGUGGCGCACGAACUGAGACUUGAACCUUUCAAACUCUCAGCUCUGGACAAGCUCAGCACUCGACACCUCUAUACCUCAACGCAACCGGAAAUCGUGCAAUCCAAUGUCGUCUUCGACAUCGCGAGCCUGGUGCUGUACGGGACCCAGGCCACCCCCAUCCGGCUGAAGAUUCUGCUGGACCGCCUCUUCAGUGUGCUCAAGCAGGAGGAGGUGAUGCAGAUUCUGCAUGGGCUGGGCUGGACGUAUGAAGACUAUGUCAGGGGAUACAUACUGCAGGACUGCCAGGGGAAGGUUCUGGAGCAGUGGAUCAUCGCCAGCAGGGACGAGGAGAUCAUCACCAUGCAGCAGUUCCUGAGAUUCGGCGAGACCAAGUCCAUCGUGGAGCUCAUGUUCAUGCACGCCAAGGACGGGAGCGGCGGGCCCUGCUGCAGCCCGCCCAAGACCGAGUCGGACAUUAGGGCGUUCAUCGAGAGCACCCACAGCAGACUACGCAGCCCCGGACAGUCUCGAAGCCCGGUCCUCUCGCCCCACACGGACGCCACGUCCACCGCGAGCACACACAGUAACGACAGCGUGUCUGUCAGCGUGCAGCCCUCCAGAAUAACCACCCCGCCGCCUCUCUUAGAAAACUACCCGCCGGCGUCCGUCACCCCGAAUGGUCUGGUGAUGGACCCCCAGCUUGCCGUGUCCACGGCGGAGAAUCCGUCGCCAACGCCUCAGCAGGCCCUGUCCCCCGUCAAGUCCGAACCCGGCAGCAGAGUCGAGAAGAGCCUCACGACAAUCCAGCAGGAGCAGGCGGACAUUCGGGCCAAGCUCGGCCUGGAGUCGUCGGUAAACGCGCCCCACAUGGAGGCGCAAGUGGUCCCCACCUCUCAGCAUGGGCACUCGCACUACGCAGAGAUGAAGCUGAAAAGCCUCCGCAAGGUCCACACCGAUCCGAAGAGACGGUGGAGCAUGUACCGAGGCCACGCCCACUCCAACAGAGUCAUGUGCCCCUCGUGCGGCAAGAGUUUCUACGACAAAGGCACGCUGAAGAUACACUACAGCUCCGUCCACCUGAAAAUAAAGCACAAGUGCACCAUAGAGGGCUGCAACAUGGUGUUCAGUUCCCUUCGCAGUCGAAACAGACACAGCGCCAAUCCGAACCCCCGGCUCCACAUGCCUAUGCUGCGGAAGAACCGCGAAGGCAACACGAAUACGGUCCGGAACAUGAUCGACAGUACGAAACCGCCGUCUUCGUGCACCUCUUCUCCCCUCGCCCAGCACAUUGCCACGACCAUCUCCCCUCUAACCAUCACAUCAGCCCCCUGCACUUCCAGAGAGUCCUCCCCUCCGAUAUCCACCAGCCCAGCGCUAACCCCUACUCCCCAUUUCGAUGCCAUCUGGAGCACGAGCAUGUUCCAUCGAGCGCUGGUGGGGGUCACAGAUGCCCUGGCUCACAUGGGCGGCCACACUGCCAUCCCCAUGCCCAUCAACCCAACCAUUCCCAUCUCCUCGUCACCCAGCCCCCUACCCUCAGUCUCACUCCCCUCAAUACCGCUGCCGCAAAACGACGUCAUACCAAAGAAGAAGUCCAGAAAGUCCAGCACUCCGAUAAAGCUCACCAAAGUCACUGAGGAAAUGGAAGAUAUCGACAGUGUCUCUACUGUAGUCAGUGAGAAGGGGGAUGAAAAUGAGGUGGUGGAAGAGGAUGCGAGAGGUGGCGGGGAAGAGAACAGUACCGAACUCAGCCAGGAGCAAGUCCGAAAGAGAAAGAGCAAACCUCCCGAAAAAUGUACCCAAGAAGAAGAUGAGUAUCCCGAGAGUGAUAGCACAUUACGAGAAAGCCCUGACCAACUCAAAGACAAGAAACUAAACUCUUACGAGGAAGACGAGAAAGGCAAUAGUCCAAAAAACGGCGAUGAUGGUGCCAACAAUGAUGGGAAGACGGAGGAAAUGUUAGAACACAAAGACGACGACUGCAGAAAGGACGAAGACAAACGGGACGAGCAAUCAGAUGAGGACAGUUUUUCCUGCAACGGGAACGAAAACCCCGGUAGCGGGCAUACCAAAGAAACAUUGUCAGACGUAGCUACCCGGCUGGCUGCUAACUUUGGGCUAUAUAACCUGGGCAGCGAGAUGUCGGGCGUUAGCAGUUUCAUUCCAGUACAGAAAAUUAAGCAGGAAAUUCCCGACCAGCCCGACAGUCUGAGUCUCUACGGAUCCUUUUUGAAAGGGUCUCCCUUUGAGACAAGUCCCCUGUACCCUUAUCUGUACGGGCAGAAAGCCAUUCCUGAAAUGAGUCUACCGCAAAGCAUAAUGCACAGUCCCUACAGCGAAGUGCACGCACACAGAAUGGAGGUCAACCAGAGCCCCUCGGACCGCUCGGGCAACGAGUCCCCCGACGGCAUGUCCUUCAACUCUAAAACGUGUCACGUAUGUGGCAAGACCUUCAAGAGUACAUACAGCGUGAAGCUGCACUACAAGAAUGUACACCUGAAGGAAAUGCACACCUGCACCGUGGACGGGUGCAACGCCACGUUCCCCUCCAAGCGCAGCCGGGACAGACACAGUGCAAACAUCAACCUCCACCGCAAGCUCCUCACCAGAGACAUGGCCGACGGCACCAAGGCCAGCUUCAGCUACGGGCAGAGCUUGCGGGACGAGUUCCUGGCCAAGAUUUACGGCAGCCAUGGCCUGGCUCUGCCCAUGACCAACGGGGACGGGCGCAUCCCCGACUUCUCCGUCCUCCCCCACUUCGGCCACGACGUGCAGAGAAUCCCGUCUUACAGAGAAGACUACAACCACGGCAUCGAGAGCACGGAGGGAGACGGUAGAAACGGGGAAGAUCUUGAGGAUGACGCCUGUAGCAAAGCUCCCAAUGGAGAGGUGACCAAGCCUCACGACGUGCACGAUUCCAGCGCAAUAGACUUGCGAACGAGAGGAAACGAACCGGGGGACAGCCCGGUGUUGGAAGAUGGCGACCAGCAGGACUUCGAAGACAAAAAUCAGUCGCACGGUUCGGAGGCGGAUGCUGACGAAAGUGAUGACGUUAGCGUAACCAUCGAUGGGGAAGACAUCGAAGAGAGAAGUAGCCCGGACAGUAGCGAAGUCUUCGCUUCCAACGGUGGCGAGAGGCCGCUACAGUUGGUUGGGUCUUCUAGCGAACAGAGUAACACUACCUCAUUUAAACCUGCAAGUUUCUACAAGAAUAGUUCCAUCGUCUGCAACCUUUGCCACAAGCUGUACAGCAACAAGAGCACCCUUCGUGUGCAUUACAGGACGGUGCACCUGCGCGAAAUGCACAAAUGUAAGGUUCCCGGGUGCAACAUGAUGUUCUCUUCUGUCCGCAGCCGCAAUCGCCACAGCCAGAACCCCAACCUGCAUAAGAACCUCUGACUGUCCGAUGCGGGCUGCUCGUUUCUUCCACACUGGGGCUCAAAAUUGGUCAAUUGUUGGCAGAGUUAAUGGUUAAGGCUGUUAGGUGGAAUGUUUGGCAAGUUAGGUAGGGUUGAUUAGUCGUAGUAGUAGAGACAACAGCGUUAUACCACACCGCAGGAGUUGGAUUAGAUGUGUCUCCAAAGGGUGGUGUUUACAAAAUAAUUUAUGAUUGCAAUUUUGUCAAAGAAAUACCAAAGACGAUGACUUCGAAUCUGUUGAUUUUUGGCAAAGUUUCUACAAUUUCAGAUGCAUGGCAAUAACUAUAGAAAGGACUAUACCAAAGAUUAGCCAUUAGUCCUGAUCCACAAGCACAGCACAAUCUGAAAUGAUUCGGCAAUCUUAAUACACAUGUACUUAGCUUCUUUCGUGCAGUGAUAGCAUGUCUGUGACAGGUAAAAAGUGCACACAAAAUGAAGGUAGAAAAUUUUGGCAAGCCAUGAAGGAAGUUCUCUUGGCAGACUAGAGCUUAUUUGUUACUUAGAUUUGUAGUUUUUGAUCAUAUUAGCCAAAUUUGGAGAAGCCAUUUUGUGACAGAAAAAAACACAGUGAAGAUUGUAAUACAUUUGUUGGAUGCUGCUGAAAUGAGAUUUAUCUGGUUUCCACUUAAAAAACGAGAGUGAAUCACAGAAAAGCCUCGCAAUAGAUCAGCUUUGAGCCCCAUGUUUCAAACCAAAGAGUAUUUGUAAAGAAGCUUUAAUACUGAAAGGAGACCAAAAGCACUAUAUUUCGUACCACAUUACUACUGUAAGCAGCAAAGUGACGUCCUAGCUGCCCCAUAUAUGCUGGGGACGUGUUUCUAUCUGUGUGUGAAAAGGCAAGCACUAAACUAGAAUUUCCUUCUUGGUAUAUGGGAGGAAGACCAGGAUUAUAGGGUAAAUGACAGUUAGGUUGAUAAAUGGGAUGUUCUGAUUUUUCAAUUGUUACCCAAGAUGUGUAUGAAUUUCCAACUAAUUGUUGUGUUCUGGCUGUGUAUGCGUCCACACUGUUGUGUAUCUGUCCAUAUUUCUGUGAUGUUUCUCGUCGCUGAUUGUUCUCGAAAUGACCUGAGGUCGCGUGUGUUUCUGAAACGGUAGGAACUGCUCUAGCAAAGCCUCUCAUUGCCAACAGCAGGAGGUUUGUCAGCACAACAUUGUGUUCGUAGGGUUCAAUGUCAAAGGGCCUGUGUCGGCCGAACAAUGUAAACCAAAGACUUUUGUACUGAAACCACUGUUGGUACGUAUGUGUGUGUACAUGCCCUUUAGCCUCCCGUCAUUCGUUGUCCAAGGGAGGAAAACAGAGAUAUUUAUAUACGACACAGUCUUUUUGCAUAUCAAAGAUGCACUGUGUGCCCUUAAGGAAUGGCUGUUGUACAGUUGGCCAAAUUUGUGUCGUGUCAUUCGUUAUCCUCGCUUCACUGUGCACUGGAGCACCCAACGAUGAUGAGCGUAACAAGAGCCGAGAAAAGUAUUUUGAUGUGCCAAUUUAUUGAGCUCUCUGCCAUAUGGUUUACCGUGUUAUCAAUAUUACAGCGAUUGACCAGGAGAAACUGGGACAGCUGUCAGUAGUAGGGAAUAAUGCAGCUGUAGUUUUCCCGAUGGGCAGGGUGCUGGAGCACUAGGAAGGAAAAUGACCUGCUCAAAUCAAUACGUUAGACCUACAUGCCUAGUGCUCUAAUUUAUAUGUUGCCUUGCGGUGUUGUGAAACACCAACGAUACCAAAGAAAGUACACUGGUUCCAAAGCUUUAGAUGGUAAGGCCUAGGAAAGCAAAUGUUGUGUUUUCGAUUGUGCUUCUGAAAAAAUAAAAAGAGUUGGUUUGUUAGAUGUUGGCAGAAGUGAUCUGUAACAAAUAUAGUUUGCAACAUGGAUGUAAACACGAAGUUGAAGGUUUGUUGGGUCUGUUAAUUAUGGCUUUUUCUAUUGAAACAGAGAAAAGGAGAACAAUUCUACAACGUUUCUUCCACUCAGAUGUCGGAACAAAAAGGCCAAGUUCGGCAGGUUUUUGCUAGAGUCUGUCCGGUUAUCGGAAACACAACAUUUUUCCUAGGCCUGACCUAAACUAUAUUUACCAAAAAAAUCCUCACGCCGUGCCUCAGGGAGAUAGAAAUAUAUAUAUAUGGCAGGCUGGGUGGUUAACUUUAAGAUUUAUUCCAAAUAUCUAUAUAUCAUAUAUUGGAAUAUUUAGCAAUACGUAGCGUGUCUGUAAGCAAUUAUUAUACGUGUCAGUUUUAUUUUUCGUAAUAUAUUAUAUAAAUAACCUUUUUGAAAGGUUUGUAGCCAUAGUGUUUAUUACCGUACCACAAGAGUAUUAUUUUUGUGACUGGUGCUAGUUUUAAAACAUAGCCGUGCAGUAUUUUGCAUCUUGUUAUGAUAAUAUACAUGUAUUGUAUAUAUAUAUAUAUAUAUGAAUAUAUUUUGUGUAUCGUCUUUAUGUGCAAAAAAUUGUUCUGUUGUCUUCCAGAUAUCUUUGUGGCUUGGCCAUUCAUUUCUAAGAAAUGACUCAUUUGUGGAAAGUAAGAAAAAUGUCCAUUUACACAAUCAGGUAGAUGGUAACACAGACUCUGUGUCCAGUGACUGUAGCGUGGACUAUUCUAGUCCCCCAUUCCACGAGACGGCAAUCGUGCUGUGAUGUCAAUCGGAUUUGUAUAGCCCUUGACUUCAUAAUUGGACUACUAGUAUGACAAAAAAGACAACAGAAUACACGAAGUGUAGAAAUUCGUUGAGCAAUCGUUAAAAAUUCCAAGUCGCAGUGUGUUUGCCACUCCGUUGGAAUGGGGUUAUUAUUAUUGUGUAGCGGAGAAAAAAAAGUCUGGUUCUUACAGGAUUGUGCUCCCGACUAUAGUGGUACCCUUUUCGGUCUGUCUGAUUGAGUAUUGUAUGGUCAGUGCACGUCGAUCUGUCACCAUCAUAUGGUAUGUUGUUGGCGUUCCUUGUGUGCGUCAUUUGUACGGCUCCCAUACGUCAGGUUUCCAUUUGGCAUGUUGCGUCCAUUUCUCAAAAUCUGAUCCAACCCCGCAACAGCUACUACGGAAGACCGAGUAGAUUAAUUUUGGCCGUGUCACAAUUGUGAUAUUAGUAUAUCUGUCAUCCCUGACUGGAGAGUGCCGGGAAAACGGAUCUCAUUGUGGCGAGAUUGACGGAUAAAAGCGAGUCUACCGCUGAUAAAAAUGGAUGUAUGCCACCCCCCGACCACAUGAUGACAUAUUGAUUUUACAUAGAAGACAUGCUUUCAUUCAGUCUGGCUCGAUUUGCCACUGCCAAGCUCCUUCUGUGUAAGAUUGGCGUUUUUCGGUCGCUUGUAAAACUGAAGAAAAAAAAUCACACAGGCACGCAGAUUGCCUGAAUGGUGACUUCUUUUCAAUUGCUUCGUUUUUACUGAACAAGUAUGAUUCACAAUUGGCAUUAUUUUGGUCUCUUGCAGAAAUUAAACAAUCCUACGGUCAAACAGGUUUCUUCAUGAUGCCUGUACUUUUUGAUGCCUCGUCCUUCUGUAAAGAAGUCUGCUUCAAGAUUGGCACGUUUGUGUGUCUUGUAAACCUGUAAAAAAUUGAAACAGCCAAAGAGAUGGAUAUGAGAGAAUUUCUUUUACACAACCAGUAUGUACUUAAGUUUUGGAAUUUAAAGAGAAGAUCUGAAUAAUGUUUAUGCUUUUUAAUUGCUUCUUCCUUCAAGAUCAGUAUAUUUUGUGUCUGGCUAAACUCUAGAAAUUGCACACAGUCAAACAGGUCUGACCAAAUGAAUAACUCAAUACAGUUUUGUGUUGCUUUCAGUGUAAGGAAAGCCAUAAUUCAGCUGUCGAGUUCUCUAAAGCCGGUGGGUUUGUCAGAAAGCGGACAGUUCACCUGGAAAACUAUCGGUAUUUUUUUACCAUGUUAGUUCAUCCAUGUUGGUACAUGUGCGUGACAUCAUGAAUGAAGACCAACAUAUUAAGUCUAGUUUUCAUUCAUAAAAUCAGUGAUAUCUGCUUGUCCUUUUGAAAAGACCAGAUUUUAUUGCUCUUUCCAUUCUCUAUGCUUCCCCUACCUUAACGGUAAACUAUUAGCAGUGGGUUAUUUUGAAAUUUGUAUUGCUGGCAAUGCAAGGAAAGGCAUCCCAAAGUAAAACAGCUUUGAGGUUCCCCAAAGUACAUGUAGCAGGUGGGUGGAUUGUCAAAUCUACAACUUCCAUCUCAAGAGUGCAGAUUCUGGAUCAGAAUUAGACUGUAGCUUUCAACACCAAAAAUUGGGCUUACCCAAAAUUCUAAUUCUGACCAACUUUAGUCUCUGUCAAGGAUCCACUGCCUCUGUGAUGUCACUUUUAGUAAAAUUUUACCAACACAGAUGAACUUUCAAGUCCUUAUUCUACAUCUCUGUUCAUUCUCUACUUCCCCUCAUCUUGCACCCUAAUGGCUGGAGCAGGUGGUCAUUUCAAACCCAACGCUGACCAUUCCUAAACAACGUUCUCACUACAGCGACUUACAUGCCUGUUGAUAACGUCUUAUUGGUUUUUUCCUCUUUGAGACGCUGACUGGGAUUAGGGGUCACGUAACUUCUGUCUUGGCAAUUUUCCUCUCCGCUCAUUUGCGUCCACUCCGGCCCAGAAAGGUGGCCCAUAUCUCCCGCUUUGCACCAAAUCUGAUGCCAAUUAUUACCUCAAACCAACGACACAACUACCUCCUAAUCCCUUCGCUUCAGAGUCAAUCACGCUAGCAAUACCAAAGACAGCCCCGCAGAUAAGGACUUAUUCCCCAAGAGUGAUAUUUUGUGACUUUUGGAUAUCCUGCAUUCCUACACAUCGAGUUUGUUCUUUUCACACACUCAAAAGUGCAAGCUGAUUUUAACAGUGUAGAAUGAUAUGUUUUACCUGGAAGAUGUGAGAUAUUUUACCAGAUUAUUAUACAUUGUCAAGAUAUCUUUUCAAAGAUUGUCAUUGAUUUUAAGCUUGCUCAUGUUUCGGAGAUGUGACGUUUCAAUAUUGUCUGUAAUAAACGUAUCUGUAAGGUACACUUGG
This is a messenger RNA of Branchiostoma floridae (Florida lancelet), 9450 nucleotides long. Its product is annotated as zinc finger protein basonuclin-2-like. NCBI's taxonomy places the organism in Eukaryota, Metazoa, Chordata, Leptocardii, Amphioxiformes, Branchiostomatidae. The transcript has 4 exons. Gene Ontology annotation, cellular component: anaphase-promoting complex; nucleus. Gene Ontology annotation, molecular function: ubiquitin ligase activator activity; protein binding; anaphase-promoting complex binding. Gene Ontology annotation, biological process: regulation of DNA-templated transcription; anaphase-promoting complex-dependent catabolic process; positive regulation of ubiquitin protein ligase activity. The record is from RefSeq and is a predicted model, not a curated record. Bases 912 to 4442 code for a protein of 1176 amino acids.